Molecule: messenger RNA, 4380 nt
Organism: Cicer arietinum (chickpea)
Lineage: Eukaryota; Viridiplantae; Streptophyta; Magnoliopsida; Fabales; Fabaceae
Source: RefSeq, a predicted model, not a curated record
UAGGGACGGAGCCGCAACCACCCCAAGAAAAAAAUAAAUAAAUUUUUUUAUAGGUAAAAUGACUAAACUGCCCUUAUUAAAACUAAACAAUUACAACAAUACCUAAAUCUAAUUCAGUUUUCUCUUUCUUCCUCUCUCUUCCAUCCAGCCUUCCUCAGUUCCUCUAUCCAUCUCUGAUCUCUCCCUUUUGCUUACAAGUUACAGCCUUCCUCUCUCCCUCUUCCAUAAUCAGAUUCACGAAUCAAUCACGACAAAUGCGCAACCGCCUCUGCUCGUCUGCCAAGUCACGAAUCACGGAUCACUCCUCUGCUCGCUGCGGGCCUGCGGCCGCCGCUGCCUGACUGCCUCCGUGGCCGUUCGUCGCUCUCGCCUCUCUGUUCGCCGCAACCUCUCCUCAUCUGUCUCCAGACCGCGUUGCUGCUUUGUUCAAAAGCUCUUCAAUCAAGCUCUGCCACUGCAUAAAUGUCUUCUUACAUGCAAAUUUCUCAGAAAUUUUACGAUGCUUUCAAGCAUUGUGGCUUCUCUCUCAAAUCUCCACACAUUGCUCGCAAACUUCAUGCUCAACUUAUUCUCUCCGGUUUAGACACUUCCCUUUUCUUACUCAACAAUCUUCUCCACAUGUACUCCAACUGUGCCUUAUUACACGAUGCUUUUCAAGUUUUUCAAGAGACCAAUCAUCGUAACAUAUUCACUUGGAAUACAAUGAUACAUGCUUUAGUUGAUUCUGGUCGAAUGAGUCAAGCAGAGAAACUGUUUGAUGAAAUGCCUGUCAGAGUUAGAGAUUCUGUUUCUUGGACUACUAUGUUAUCUGGUUAUGUUCAAAAUGGCAUUUAUGCUCGUAGCGUUGAAACUUUUAGUUUAAUGCUUCGCGAAUCGAAUGAUCGAGGUGAGAAUUAUGACCCGUUUUCGUUUACUAGUGUAAUGAAAGCUUGUGGCUCUCUUGGGUAUACUCGGUUGGGUGUUCAGUUACAUGCCUUGGUUGUUAAGUUAGGUUUUGGAAUGCAAACUUGUAUACAAAAUUCGCUUGUUGGUAUGUAUGUUAAGUGUGGAGAUAUCGGUUUGGCCAAGAGUGUUUUCUUUGAAAUUGAAAGACCAAGUUUGUUUUGUUGGAAUAGUAUGAUUUAUGGUUAUUCACAAACGUAUGGACCUUAUAAAGCUUUUCAGAUAUUUAGCCGAAUGCCUGAACGUGACGAGGUUUCUUGGAACACAAUGAUCUCAAUUUUCUCUCAACAUGGUUUUGGGGUUCAAUGUCUUGCCAUGUUUGUCGAGAUGUGUAAUCAGGGUUUUAGUCCGAAUUUCAUGACUUAUGGCAGUGUGCUCAGUGCAUGUGCCGGAAUUUCUGAUCUGGAAUGGGGUGCCCAUUUACAUGCUCGGAUUAUUCGGACAGAACAUGGCUUGGAUUUGGUUUUGGGAAAUGGUCUUAUAGAUAUGUAUGCCAAAUGUGGAUGCUUAGGAUUGGCGAAGCGUGUGUUUAACAGUUUAAGGGAACACGAUCACGUUUCGUGGAAUAGUUUGAUCGCUGGGGUGGCAAAUUUUGGCCUUGAUGAAGAUGCUUUGAUAUUGUUUAACCAAAUGAGACAGAGUUCUACGGUGUUGGAUGAAUUUAUUCUUCCCACCGUUCUUGGUGUUUGUUCAGGUCAAAAUUAUGCUGCUACUGGGGAACUACUUCAUGGAUAUACAAUCAAAAGUGGGAUGGAUUCCUCUGUUCCUGUAGGGAAUGCAAUCAUUACAAUGUAUGCAAAGUGUGGAGAUACCGACAAAGCUAACCUUGUGUUUAGGUCAAUGCCACUAAGAAAUACCAUAUCAUGGACCGCCAUGAUCACUGCAUUCUCUCGGAGUGGAGACAUUGACAAAGCUCAAGAGUAUUUUGAUACGAUGCCUGAGCGGAACACGGUAACUUGGAACUCGAUGUUAAGCACAUAUGUUCAAAAUGGUUUCUCUGAAGAAGGUCUCAAACUGUAUGUUUCCAUGAGGAACUAUGGAGUCCAACCGGAUUGGAUCACUUUCACAACUUCAAUUCGGGCCUGCGCUGACUUGGCUAUAGUUAAACUUGGGACGCAGGUUGUAUCUCAUGCUACAAAGUUUGGACUCAGUUCGAAUGUUUCAGUUGCAAACAGUAUCGUUACUAUGUAUUCAAGAUGUGGACUAAUCAAAGAAGCAAAGAAUGCUUUCGGCUCAAUAGAUGCCAAAGAUUUGAUUUCCUGGAAUGCUAUGCUUGCAGCAUUUGCUCAAAAUGGUUUAGGUAGGAAAGUAAUUGAAACUUUCGAGGAUAUGUUGAGGACGAAGUGUAAACCUGAUCAUAUAAGCUAUGUUUCUGUUUUAUCUGGGUGCAGCCACAUGGGGCUUGUCGUCGAAGGGAAACAUUACUUUGAUUCCAUGACUCAAGUUUUCGGCAUUUCUCCAACAAAUGAACACUUCGCUUGUAUGGUAGAUCUGCUCGGACGAGCAGGGUUACUAGAACAAGCCAAGAAUUUGAUAGAAGGAAUGCCUUUUAAACCAAAUGCGAUCGUUUGGGGUUCUCUGCUAGGUGCAUGCCGAAUCCAUCGUGAUCUGAGACUAGCAGAAACUGCUGCAAAGAAGUUGAUGGAAUUAGAUGUUGAAGAUUCUGGAGGCUAUGUCCUUUUAGCAAAUAUAUAUGGUGAAACUGGUGAGUUAGAAAAUGUUGCUGAUAUGAGAAAACUUAUGAAAGCGAAAGGAAUUCGAAAGAGUCCAGGUUGUAGUUGGAUAGAGGUUGAUAAUAGAGUACAUGUUUUCACUGUAGAUGAUACUGAUCAUCCACAGAUAAAAGAAGUUUAUAUAAAACUUGAGGAGAUGAUGAAGAAGAUAGAAGAUACAGGAAAAUAUAUUAGUGUAGACUCUUCUGUUCAUAGGAAUCAGAAAUACCACAGUGAAAAGCUGGCCUUUGCUUUUGGGUUGCUUAAUCUGCCACCUUGGAUGCCAAUACAUGUAAUGAAGAAUCUCCGCGUAUGCGAUGAUUGUCACUUGGUAAUAAAGCUGUUUUCUUUAGUCACCUCAAGGGAACUUAUAAUGAGAGAUGGAUAUAGAUUUCAUCAUUUUAAGGAUGGGGUUUGCUCUUGUAAGGACUAUUGGUAAUAUGUGGUGUGCAUUCAAUCAAUAUCCAUUGCUUUUGCAAUCAAGAUGUUGGGAAAAAAAUUCAAGGGUUAUGACUAUCCAGAGGGUUCUCAAACACAUGAAUGGUAGCUCAGUUUUUUCAAGCUUGAUUGUUCCAGCUUGAUUUGGAAGUUGUAAUAACAUUUAUCGCGGGUUACAACUGAGUUCAAUCACAUAAACAACCUUGAUCUUGUUUGUCGAGCACAUCAACUUGUACAAGAAGGGCUUAAGUACAUGUUCCACGAUAAAGAAGGCCUUGUGACUGUAUGGUCUGCACCUAAUUACUGUUACCGUUGUGGAAAUGUAGCUUCUAUUCUUAGUUUCAAUGAAAAUAUGGAAAAUUGGUGAAUUAACAAGCUCCACAAAUUGUAACUUCAUUAAGUUUCACAGAUGUGUAGAAACACUGCAUGAAAAUGGUUAAAAUGGCUCACAGAUGAAGGAUAGGUUGGCUUGAAUGAUAUAGGGCCGACUGCCAAGGAAAGAGAACUGAAAGAACAAACAGCUAGACUAGGAAGUGACUUUGGGAAAUUGAUCUUGUGGAAAAGAGAUUUCAACCAAAUACCACUAUUGAAUGUCAAAUCAUUAUUUUCCUUCCAUAUAAUCUAUAAGCAUGCUCAGAUAUGAACUAGAGGCCAAAAAAUGUUGAAAAAGGUCUUUAGGACACUAGAAACUAUAGUAGGGCAGAAAUGGCUCGCUCAGACUGGAAAGUUGCACGAUUUGCCACUGGCGUUGCAUGGGAAGGUUUUCAGCUAUGAGCUUCUGGUUUCUCAGUGAUCAAAACUUCCUAAUUCUGAUGACAGGAUCUAUUUCACAAGAUAAUAGUCUGAGAUAAGUGGAACAGAUAUGGUUGUUUUAGUAGGAUUUUGGGCAAUUGAAUGGUACAACACCAACAAGGUUAGUCAACAGAGAGCUUGGAAAGGCUGGUCAAGAUAGGGUUGCAGCCUUCUCAAAGCAUUGACAGAAAUGGGGUAUUGUGAGUCUGUGACAAUGUUUGAGGCAGCCGGUAGGAUAGACCAAAGUUCAAUAAGGAAUUCAUCUGACCUAAAAACAUAAUGAAAAUAGUGGGCAGCUAAUGUAGUCCAGAUUUUGGAGAUUUUGCUGCAGAAAUUGAGCCAGAGGUCACAUCCCCAAUGUGUUAAUAAUUGAAAGAUAUAUGGAGGGAGUAUGAACAUAUAUUUUUCUUGUGAGACUGAAUAAUUGUGAUGCCAUACACCGACCUGUGAUUCAUUUAAUACACAAAUUUAUGACUAUGAAAAGACAUUCCCUUUA